AUGUAAAUUUUAGAUUAGGAUUUAACAACAUACAAACCUCCCUAAAAGCCUUUGAGAAGUUAGAAUUUAUAAAAGUAUUUCUAAUUAAUGAAGUUCAAUUCUAAUCACUAUGAGAUAAAAUUCUUAAAAAAUUUACAGCUUUAUCUCUAUAGCAUAAUAUUUUAGAAAGAAAUACCUAAAGAAUAAUAAAAUGAAUUAAUAAUGCAUGUUUCUAGUUGUUCUUAAUUAAUAAAAAAAAAUGGGAUUAAUAAAUUUUGGAUUAGUGGAUACAAUUUAUGGAGUUUAGAGUAUGUAGAAAAGCCUUUUGAAGUUUAAGGAUGUAAAUAGUUGUAAGAUGUUAACUUUGUUAUAAAACAUACAAAAACAUAUAAUCUUACAUAAAAUAUCGAUCUAAUACCUCGAGAGAGUUUAAAGUAGGCUAUGAAUGCAAUUUUAAGUUAAAUAUAUCAAGAAAGAAAUCUAAAACAGAUUUUUAAGAAGGGUUAAUUCUUUGAUAAGGAUAAGAUUGAGAAGCUUGGUGAUGUUUAAAUUUUAUAAGGAUUUACAAGUGUUCUGCAAAUAGGUUAAAAUUCACCAUUAUUAUUAAUUGAUUUUAAAACAAAGAUAUUAAAUAAAUAAACAGUACUCAAUUUUAUAAAGGAGAACAAGAAAUCAUAAAAUUAAAUUGAUUUACAAUCUUUUUUUGAAAAUAAAACAUUUAUGACAAUUUAUUCUAAAAGAAUGUAUAGAAUUAAAUCAAUAGAUUAUAAAUCUAAUCCAACUAGUAAAAUGGAAGGAACUAAUAUGACAUAUGAAUAAUAUUAUUAUUAGAGAUAUAAAAUAAAAUUGUGUGAUUUAACAUAACCAUUAUUGGUACAUGAAGAUAAAAGAACAAAAUAAUAAAUAAGAUUAAUACCUGAAUUAUUGUAUAUGAUUGAAUUGACAGCAGCUUAAAAAAAUAAUUUUAAAUUAAUGAGUCAUAUAAAAUAAUAAACAACAUUAGAACCAAAAGAUAGAAGUACAAAAAUAGAAACUGAAAGAAAUUUACUAGAAAAAUAUUUUAGUACUCGUUCAAUAAGUUUAUCAAAUAAUUCAGAAACUCCAGCAUAUAAAGCAAUUAAACCAUCCAUAUUACCAGAAGCAAGUAUUAAAUUAACAGAUGGAGCAUGUUUUAAUUUUAGAGGUAAAUUAAUUGAAUAAUCUAAUAUUAAUAAUUGGAUAUUAUUAUAUUAUAAAGAAGAAUAAUAAAUAGCAAAUAUUUUUAUUUAAGAAUUUGCAAAAUCAUCAAAAGAUUUAGGAAAUUAAAUUGCAGCACCAAAAAAAAUAGAAAUGAAUAGUUUAGAUCCUGCUGUAUGGAUAUAAACAUUAAUUAAUCAUUUUAAUAAUAAUAAACCUUAAAUAGUUGUAACCAUUUUAGAUAGAUAUGAAGAUUCUAAACUUUAUUUUGAAUUAAAGAAAUUCUUAAUUUCAGGAUAUGGAAUUCUUCAUUAAAAUGUUGCUAUUUAAACAGUUAAUUCUAAGAAAUUCUCAAAGAUUGCUUCAUCAAUAGUAAAAUAAAUUCAUAGUAAGAUUGGAAAGUAAUUAUGGAAUAUUUAAAAAAUAACUGAAAUUUCUGAUAGAAUUAUGAUUGUAGGAAUUGAUGUUUAUCAUAAAACGUUAAUUAAUAAUUAAUCUUGUGUUGGAUUUAAUGCAUAAUUUGGUUAAUAGAGUGAAAAACAUUUUACAAAAACUAUUAUUGUAAAUAAAGGAUAAGAAUUAAAUAAAGGAGUUGGAUAACUAUUAAAUUUAAGUUUGUAAUCAUAUUAAAAGAUUAAUAAAUAUUAUCCAGACACUAUUAUAAUUUUUAGAGAUGGAGUAGGUAAUUCAUAAAUUGAAAAUUUAAUUGAAAUAGAAUUAAAAGCUAUGAAAUCUGUAAUCUAAUAAACAUAUAACAUAAAAUUACCAUAAUUUGCAUACAUAUUAGUCAAUAAAAGAAUAAGUGAUAAGUUUUUCUCUCCAAAUCAUGAAAGUAAUGGAAUGAUAUUUCCUGAGAGAAUUACAUCUAAAGAAUUUGAUUUUUUUCUUAUUGCUUAAUAAGUUAAUUAAGGAACACCUACUCCUACUCAUUAUACUGUGAUAGAAAAUACAACUAAUUGGAAUGAAGAUACUUUUUGGAGAUUUACAUAUUUUUAAUGUUUUAAUUAUAGAAAUUGGUCAGGACCAGUUAAAAUACCUGCUUGUUUAUAAAAUGCUCAUACUGUUGCAUAUAGAGUAGGAGAAGUUAUCAAAAGUGAUGCCCAUUCAGCUUUAGAAAGUUUAUUGUAUUUCUUAUGA
Messenger RNA from Paramecium sonneborni, 2292 nucleotides. The record is from the annotation of a GenBank genome assembly. Lineage: Eukaryota; Ciliophora; Oligohymenophorea; Peniculida; Parameciidae.